AUGUCUAAACGUCGUCGAACCUUGACUCAAAAGGAGUUGGAAGAAAUAGCAGCUGAAAUAAAUAUUGAUAAUGAGAGUGACUUUGAUUCUGAUGAUUCUUUGAGAGGUCCGGAUUUUCUUCUGGACACCGCAUCUCCACAAUUCAGAUUCGAUCCAUCUGAUGAAGAGGAUGACGAAGAAUCAUCGGACAUUGAAGAAGCCCUACAAGAUUUGGCCAUGGAAGAGGCUCUGAAUGAAGAUAAUGACCAAAUUGAAGAAGAUAACGGGCUGCCAUCAUCUUCCUGUGAUUGUAGCGAAUAUGUGGGACGCCAUAAGAACUUUGAGUUUACUGGUAUCAGUGGACCGCAACAAGAACUAUUUCCUGAAAUAACUCUGCUUGAAACAUUCCUUCUGCUCGUAGAUGAUGAAGUCAUACACCUUAUUGUUACAAAAACCAACAGAUUUGCAGCACAAACUAUAGCAUCGAAGGGAGGGACGAAAUAUUCCCGCAUAAAAAAAUGGGCAUCUACCAAUCCAGACGAAAUCAAAAAGUUUUUGGGAUUGACAAUGUGUAUAGGAUUGGUUCGACUGGGUGCACUACCAGAUUAUUGGGUGACUAAGGGAAUUUAUCGUCAAGACAUUCCUAAAAAUACUAUGUCACUUAACAGAUAUCAGUUGCUACUAACUCUAAUGCAUUUCAACGACAACGAAACAAUGCAAAACGUUGAACCUGAUGAAGAUAUCGUUAUAGAUGAAACUUUGAUACCAUGGAGAGGCCGCCUGAUAUUCAGGCAGGAUAUCCCAAACAAGGCUCAUAAGUAUGGAAUCAAGCUGUUUAAACUUUGUUCGACUGAUGGGUUACACAUGGGCACUUGA
This is a messenger RNA of Leptinotarsa decemlineata (Colorado potato beetle), 855 nucleotides long. Its product is annotated as piggyBac transposable element-derived protein 4-like. The record is from RefSeq and is a predicted model, not a curated record. Lineage: Eukaryota; Metazoa; Arthropoda; Insecta; Coleoptera; Chrysomelidae.